AUGAAGGCGAAACGUUUCUUUUCUUCCGUUUUUUACGAGCAACAAAGUGAUAAAGAUAAAUCGCUUUAUUUGCUCAACAGAGAUAUGUUUAACUCAAAUCUUAUUAUAAACACGCACGCUCACGCAUUAUUGCCAUUGUCGAGGUUUUCAGCUGAAAUUGUCGUCGAGUCUGAAAAUCACAAGAAGAAGAUGAAGCGAAAUUUCUUAAAUUCCAAUAGUGGAUUUCGAAGUCUACAUUGUUGCUGCAGUGGAAUCUUCAUAAAUGAAAUUGCUCCAUAA
Molecule: messenger RNA, 279 nt
Organism: Clunio marinus
Lineage: Eukaryota; Metazoa; Arthropoda; Insecta; Diptera; Chironomidae
Source: the annotation of a GenBank genome assembly